This is a messenger RNA of Peniophora sp. CBMAI 1063, 240 nucleotides long. Lineage: Eukaryota; Fungi; Basidiomycota; Agaricomycetes; Russulales; Peniophoraceae. The record is from the annotation of a GenBank genome assembly.
AUGACUCGAAAGGAGACGAGGAGGGUGGCGGCGCUGUCGGCCGAUACCCAGGUGCAGAGGAGGCGCUCGAAGCGCUUAGCGGUUGCGAGGCGCCAGGCGCAGUUACGGACGCGCGAGCGACAUAGGUAUCCGAGGAGAAGCGAGGGCGCAGCUCAAGGUCUCCCGAAGUCCCCACCUGCUAUCGAGCGUGGAGCGUCAACACUUUGCAGCGUGACGCAAGGAUGUCGAUGCUCCUUCUAG